GCUAAGAGGCUAACAAAGUAUUUAGUAAUGGCGCCCGAAGAGUGGUUGAGUCUUAUUCAAAAUGCUACAAAAGUUGCAAUUAUCCAAGAUGGAAAGAAGAAAGUUCAUUUUGUAUUGGAAGAUGGCAGGGAAAUGGUAGAAGAAUAUCACUUGGAAACUAAUGUUUUAGUACGAAGAGCAUGGAAAGAAAAAAAUAGACUUGGCCAAGAUAUAGGUUGGAAUGUAGAAAUUGGAGAUCCUGAACCCAAACAAAAUAAUAUUGAAGUCUGCGGAAUUCAGGAAAGUUCAAAUGCUCCAUUUAUUACAAGAAGAAUUACAAAGACUUCACUUGAAUGGCGUAUAAGAAAUUUAUCAUAUCCGCAGAAUGUAUAUUCUGUAACUGCAGAAGAUGAUGGAACGAUAACUGUUCGUACAACGAAUAAAAAAUACUUUAAGAAAAUAAUAGUUCCUGAUUUAGAACGUGCUGGGGUAAAACCAGAACAGGACAGAAUAUCUUUUACACAUCAAUAUAAUACAUUGAUUAUUACGUACAAAAAACCUCCUGCACUGAUGGAUCUGGAGAAAAAGGUGUUGGUUGAAAUAUCAUCAGUGCCAACAAAACAAAGUGGCGAUGUUCAAUGUCCAACAAGCUAAUAAAAAUAUUUACUUCUAAAAGCUUUUCCUUUUUUGGCUUGCCCAAAGUCAUAUCAUAAUCACAUUUAUAUA
Molecule: messenger RNA, 705 nt
Organism: Eufriesea mexicana
Lineage: Eukaryota; Metazoa; Arthropoda; Insecta; Hymenoptera; Apidae
Product: protein DPCD
Exons: 4
Coding region: 28-633 (201 amino acids)
Source: RefSeq, a predicted model, not a curated record